AUGGGGCUGCCACUAGCCCUCCUGGUGGCCCUCUGCCUGACUCUGACCUGGGCCGGGGGCUCAGAACUCCGGAGAGGUGAGAGGGUGCAGGCAGGAAGACCGGGCGGCCCAGGGCACAUGGUCCUGCGGGGUAGAGGUGUUUCCCUCGGCCCGGGCUUUGGGGUGGACAGCGUGGGCCAGGCCUCCUGCAGGACCCGGAACCACGGCCAGAGCGUCUGCAGCACGUGGGGCAACUCCCACUACAAGACCUUCGACGGAGACGUCUUCCGCUUCCCCGGGCUGUGCGACUACAACUUCGCCUCUGACUGCCGGGACACCUACCAGGAGUUCGCUGUGCACCUGAAACGGGCCCCCGGCCGCAGUGGGGGCCACCCCCAGGUCGAGUACAUCCUGCUGACCGUCAAGGGUGAUGCCAUCUACCUCACCAGCCAGCUCGCUGUGGUGAACGGCGCCGUGGUCAGCAGCCCGCACUACAGCCCGGGGCUGCUCAUCGAGCAGAAUGACGCCUACACCAAGGUCUAUUCUCGUGCCGGCCUCAUGCUCAUGUGGAACCGGGAGGACUCGGUCAUGCUGGAGCUGGACAGUAAGUUCCGGAACCACACGUGCGGCCUCUGCGGUGACUACAACGGCCUGCAGACCUACUCUGAGUUCCUCUCCGAUGGCGUGCUCUUCAGUCCCGUCGAAUUUGGGAACAUGCAGAAGGUGAACAAGCCUGAGGAGGUGUGCGAGGGCCCCCAGGAGGUGCCGACCCCCGCGUCCUGCUCUGAGCAUCGCGCCGAGUGCGAGAGGCUGCUGACAGACACGGUCUUCGAGGACUGCCGGGACCUGGUGCCGCUGGAGCUGUACGUGCAGGCCUGCGUGCAGGACCGCUGCCAGUGCCCGCAUGGCGUCUCCUGCGUCUGCAGCACCAUCGCCGAGUUCUCCCGCCAGUGCUCGCAUGCCGGUGGCAGGCCGCGGAACUGGAGGACCGCCUCGCUCUGCCCUAAGAGCUGCCCCAGGACCAUGGUUUACCUGGAGAGCGGCUCGCCCUGCAUGGACACCUGCUCACACCUGGAGGUCAGCAGCCUGUGUGAGGAACAUCGCAUGGACGGCUGUUUCUGCCCAGAAGGCACUGUGUACGAUGACAUCAAGGGUGACGGCUGCAUCCCUGUGAACCAGUGUCACUGCAAGCUGCAUGGACACCUGUACGCGCCUGGCCAACAGAUCACCAACAACUGCGAGCAGUGUGUUUGCAACGCCGGCCGCUGGGUGUGCCAGGACCUGCAGUGUCCCGGGACAUGUGCCCUGGAGGGCGGUGCCCACAUCACCACCUUCGACGAGAGGAAGUACACGUUCCACGGGGACUGCUACUACGUGCUGACCAAGGACACCCAUGACUCCUACGCCGUCCUGGGCGAGCUGACCCCCUGUGGCUCCACCGACAAGCAGACCUGCCUGAAGACGGUGGUGCUGCUGGCUGACAACAAGAAGAACGUGGUGGCCUUCAAGUUGGACGGCAGCGUCCUGCUGAAUGAACUUAAGGUGAACCUGCCCCACGUGACGGCGAGCUUCUCCAUCCUUCAACCGUCCUCCCACCACAUCGUCGUGACCACCGCCUUCGGCCUCAGGCUGCAGGUCCAGCUGGUGCCGGUCAUGCAGCUCUUCCUGACGCUGGACCAUGCCGCCCAGGGGCUGGUGCAGGGCCUCUGCGGGAACUUCAACGGCCUUGAAGGUGACGACUUCAGGACGCCCGGUGGGCUGGUGGAGGCCACGGGCGCCGGCUUCGCCAACUCCUGGAAGGCCCAGUCGAGCUGCCGCAACAAGCUGGACUGGCUGGAUGACCCCUGCUCCCUCAGCAUCGAGAGCGCCAACUACGCCGAGCAUUGGUGCUCCCUGCUGAAGAAGACAGAGAGCCCGUUCAGCAAGUGUCACUCUGCCGUGGACCCAGCCGAGUACUACAAGAGGUGCAAAUACGACACGUGCAACUGUCAGAGCACGGAGGACUGCAUGUGCGCGGCCCUGUCCUCCUACGCCCGCGCCUGCACCAUCAAGGGCGUCACGCUGUGGGGCUGGCGGGAGCGCGUCUGCAACAAGGACGUGGGCUCCUGCCCCAGGUCGCAGGUCUUCCUGUACAACCUGACCACCUGCCAGCCGACCUGCCGCUCGCUGUCUGAGCCUGACACCCACUGUGUCAAGGGCUUCGCACCCGUGGACGGCUGCGGCUGCCCCGACCACACCUUCCUGGACGAGAAGGGCCGCUGCGUGGUCCUGGCCAAGUGUUCCUGCUACCACGAUGGCGUCUACCUGGAGGCAGGGAAGACCAUCCUGAGGCAGGAGAAGCGAUGCGUUUGCCAGAACGGGAGGCUGCACUGCCUGCAGGUCAAGCAGCCCUACCAGGGCUGCCCGGCCCCGAAGAUCCAUGUCGACUGCAACAACCGGACGGCGCUGGCCACCCGGAACCCCAGGCCCGUCAGCUGCCAGACGCUGGCUGCCGGCUAUGUGCGUGCUGGCGGCUGCGUGUGCCCUGAAGGGCUGAUUGACGAUGGCCGGGGUGGCUGCGUGGUGGAGGAGGCGUGCCCGUGUGUGCACAACAAGGACCUGUACUCCCCCGGGGACAAGAUCAGGGUGGACUGCAACAUCUGCACCUGCCAGAAAGGGCGCUGGGCAUGCACCCAGUCCGUGUGCCACGGCACCUGUGCCAUCUAUGGGAACAGCCACUACAUCACCUUCGAUGGGAAGUACUAUGACUUUGAUGGACGCUGCUCCUACGUGGCCGUUCAGGACUACUGUGGCCAGAACUCCUCACUGGGCUCCUUCAGUGUCAUCACCGAGAAUGUCCCCUGUGGCACCACGGGCGUCACCUGCUCCAAGGCCAUCAAGAUCUUCCUGGGGAGGACGGAGCUAAAGCUGGAGGACAAACACUGCAUGGUGAUACAGCGUGACGUGGGCCACCAUGUGGCCUACACCACGCGGGAAGUGGGCCAGUACCUGGUGGUGGAGGCUAGCGUCGGCAUCCUCGUCAUCUGGGACAAGAGGACCAGCGUCUUCAUCAAGCUCGCCCCCUCCUACAAGGGCACUGUGUGUGGCCUGUGUGGGAACUUUGACCAGCGAUCCAGCAACGACUUCACCACGCGGGACCACAUGGUGGUGGAGAGUGAGCUGGACUUCGGGAACAGCUGGAAGGAGGCCCCCACCUGUCCGGACGUGAGCGCCACCCCCGAGCCGUGCGUCCUGAGGCCGCACCGCCGCUCCUGGGCCGAGAAGCAGUGCAGCAUCAUCAAGGGCCCGGUCUUCGGGGUCUGCCACAGCAAGGUGGACCCCAAGCCCUUCUACGAAGCCUGUGUCCACGACUCGUGCUCCUGCGACACGGGCGGGGACUGUGAGUGUUUCUGCUCUGCUGUGGCCGCCUACGCCCAGGAGUGCACCAAGGAGGGGGCCUGCGUGUUCUGGAGGACGCCCGAGCUGUGCCCCAUAUUCUGUGACUACUACAACCCCCCGAACGAGUGUCAGUGGCACUACGAACCCUGUGGGACCCACAGCUUUGAGACGUGCAGGACGAUCAGCGGCGUUCACUCCAACAUCUCCGUGUCCCACCUGGAGGGCUGCUACCCCCGGUGCCCUAAGGACAGUCCCAUCUACGACGAGGACCUGAAGAAGUGUGUCACACGGGACCAAUGCGGCUGCUAUGUCAACGGCACUCACUACGCACCCGGAGAGCCUGUGCCCACGGAGCAGAUCUGCCACUCUUGUGUGUGUCACAACUCCUCGCAAGUUGUCUGCCGGCCAGAAGUAGGGAAGAAUGUCACCUCUAAGAAGGACAGCCCCUUCUGCUACUGGGUGACCUGUGGCCCCAACGGGACGGUGGAGGAGCACUUCGGCAUAUGCGAGCCCACCCCACCACCCUCGUCCCCCUCAACACCCGCCACCACCACCUCUGUCUCCCUCAUCACCCCCUCCACCACCACGAGCACCACUCUGACCGCCAGUACAGUGCCAUCUCCCUCUUCAACAACUCAGAGUAAGUCACGUUGACGGCGGCUAUGCUGCUCCUGGUCCGACUGGAUCAACGAUGACCAUCCCAGAAUCGGCAGUGAUGGUGGAGACCGAGAGACAUUCAACCAUGUCUGCAGGGCCCCCAAGGAUAUCGAGUGCAGGGUGGCCAUACAGCCGCACCUCAGAUGGGAGGAGCUGGGCCAGGAGGCUCAGUGCAAUGUCUCCUUCGGGUUCAUCUGCAAGAACGAAGACCAGUUUGGAAAAGGACCUUUUGAAGUCUGCUAUGACUACGAGAUACGCGUCUAUUGUUGCCUGGUGACGGAUGAGUGUCGCACGAACACGAUCACGACGCCCACCACAACUUCACCUGGGACUCCAACUCCGACCCCCAGCACCACCUCAACAGAGACUCCAAUUCCGACCACUACAGAGUACACAACCGCAACACUCACUACCACCUCAACUGCGACUCCAACUCCGACCCCCACCACAACCGCAACAGAGACUCCAACUCCGACCACUACGGAGACCCCAACUACAACACCCACCACCACUUCCACUGGGACUCCAACUCCGACCCCCACCACAACCUCAACAGAGACUCCAACUGCGACCACUCCAGAGACCCCAACCACAACACCCACCACCACGUCAACUGGGACUGCAACUCCAACUCCCACCACAACCACAAUAGGGACUCCAACUCCAACCACCACCACAACAUCCAUCACCACUUCAACUGGGACUCCAACUGCGACCCCCACCACAACCUUAACAGAGACUCCAACUCCGACCACUACAGAGAUCCCACACACAACACCCACCACCACUUCAACUGGGACUCCAACUCCGACCCCCACCACAACCACAACAGAGAUUCCAACCCCAACCAGUACGGAGACCCCAACCACAACACCCACCACCACUUCAACUGGGACUCCAACUCCGACACCCAGCACAACAUCAACAGAGAUUCCAACUCCACCCACUACAGAGACCGCAACCACAACACCCACCACCACUUCAACUGGGACUCCAACUCCAACCCCCAUCACAACCAAAACAGAGAUUCCAACUCCGAUCACUACAGAGACCCCAACCACAACACCCACCACCACUUCAACUGGGACUCCAACUGCGACCCCCACCACAACCUUAACAGAGACUCCAACUCCGACCACUACAGAGAUCCCACCCACAACACCCACCACCACUUCAACUGGGACUCCAACUCUGACCCUCAGCACAACCACCACAGAGACUCCAAGCACUACAGAGACCCUAACCACAACACCCACCACCACUUCAACUGGGACUGCAACUCCAACUCCCACCACAACCACAAUAGGGACUCCAACUCCAACCACUAGUGAGACCCCAACCACAGCACCUACCACCACUUCAACUGGGACUCCAACUCCAACUCCAACUCCCACCACAACCACAACAGAGAUUCCAACUCUGACCACUACAGAGACCCCAACUGGGACACCCACCACCACUUCAACUGGGACUCCAACUCUGACCCCCAGCACCACCUCAACAGUGACUCCAACUCCAACCACUACGGAGACCGCAACCACAACACCCACCACCACAACAACAGGGACUCCAACUCCGACCCCCACCACAACUACAAGAGAGACUCCAACUCUGACCACUACAGAGACCCCAACCACAACACCGACCACCACUUCAACUGGGACUCCAACUGCGACCCCCAUCACAACCACAACAGAGAUUCCAACUCCGACCACUACAGAGACCCCAACCACAACACCCACCACCACUUCAACUGGGACUCCAACUGCGACCCCCAUCACAACCACAACAGAGAUUCCAACUCCGACCACUACAGAGACCCCAGCCACAACAUCCAUCACCACUUCAACUGGGACUCCAACUCACAACCACCACAGAGACUCCAAGCACUACAGAGACCCUAACCACAACACCCACCACCACUUCAACUGGGACUCCAACUCCCACCACAACCACAACAGAGAUUCCAACCCCGACCACUACAGGGACCCUGACCACAGCACCCACCACUAUUUCAACUGGGACUCCAACCACGACGCACAGCACAACCACAACAGAGAUUCCAACUCCGACCACUACGGAGACCGCAACCACAACACCCACCACCACUUCAACUGGGACUCCAACUCCGACCCCCAUCACAACCACAACAGAGAUUCCAACCCCAACCAGUACGGAGACCCCAACCACAACACCCACCACCACUUCAACUGGGACUCCAACUCCAACACCCAGCACAACAUCAACAGAGAUUCCAACUCCACCCACUACAGAGACCGCAACCACCACACCCACCACCACUUCAACUGGGAUUCCAACUGCGACCCCCAUCACAACCACAACAGAGAUUCCAACUCCGACCACUACAGAGACCCCAGCCACAACAUCCAUCACCACUUCAACUGGGACUCCAACUGCGACCCCCACCACAACCUUAACAGAGACUCCAACUCCGACCACUACAGAGAUCCCACACACAACACCCACCACCACUUCAACUGGGACUCCAACUCCGACCCUCAGCACAACCACAACAGAGACUCCAAGCACUACAGAGACCCUAACCACAACACCCACCACCACUUCAACUGGGACUCACCCACCACUACUUCAACUGGGACUCCAACCACGACGCACAGCACAACCACAACAGAGAUUCCAACUCCGACCACUACGGAGACCGCAACCACAACACCCACCACCACUUCAACUGGGACUCCAACUCCGACCCCCACCACAACCACAACAGAGAUUCCAACCCCAACCAGUACGGAGACCCCAACCACAACACCCACCACCACUUCAACUGGGACUCCAACUCCAACACCCAGCACAACCACUACAGAGACCCCAACUGGGACACCCACCACCACUUCAACUGGGACUCCAACUCUGACCCCCAGCACCACCUCAACAGUGACUCCAACUCCAACCACUACGGAGACCGCAACCACAACACCCACCACCACAACAACAGGGACUCCAACUCCGACCCCCACCACAACUACAAGAGAGACUCCAACUCUGACCACUACAGAGACCCCAACCACAACACCGACCACCACUUCAACUGGGACUCCAACUGCGACCCCCAUCACAACCACAACAGAGAUUCCAACUCCGACCACUACAGAGACCCCAACCACAACACCCACCACCACUUCAACUGGGACUCCAACUGCGACCCCCAUCACAACCACAACAGAGAUUCCAACUCCGACCACUACAGAGACCCCAGCCACAACUACAGAGACCCCAACUGGGACACCCACCACCACUUCAACUGGGACUCCAACUCUGACCCCCAGCACCACCUCAACAGUGACUCCAACUCCAACCACUACGGAGACCGCAACCACAACACCCACCACCACCACAACAGGGACUCCAACUCCGACCCCCACCACAACUACAAGAGAGACUCCAACUCUGACCACUACAGAGACCCCAACCACAACACCGACCACCACUUCAACUGGGACUCCAACUCCGACUCCCACCACAACCACAACAGAGAUUCCAACCCCGACCACUACAGGGACCCUGACCACACACAACCACAACAGAGAUUCCAACUCCGACCACUACGGAGACCGCAACCACCACACCCACCACCACUUCAACUGGGACUCCAACUCCGACCCCCAUCACAACCACAACAGAGAUUCCAACCCCAACCAGUACGGAGACCCCAACCACAACACCCACCACCACUUCAACUGGGACUCCAACUCCGACACCCAGCACAACAUCAACAGAGAUUCCAACUCCACCCACUACAGAGACCGCAACCACAACACCCACCACCACUUCAACUGGGACUCCAACUGCGACCCCCAUCACAACCACAACAGAGAUUCCAACUCCGACCACUACAGAGACCCCAGCCACAACAUCCAUCACCACUUCCACUGGGACUCCAACUGCGACCCCCACCACAACCUUAACAGAGACUUCAACACCGACCACUACAGAGAUCCCACCCAUAACACCCACCACCACUUCAUCUGGGACUCCAACUCAGACUCCCAGCACCACCUCAACAGGGACUCCAACUCCAACCACUACAGAGAUCCCAACCACAGCACCCACCACCACUUCAACUGGGACUCCAACUCCGACCACCACCACUACAGAGACAAUCCCCACCACUAUCACAACCACUGGGACCCCAACACCAAUAACCACCACGACAGUGACCCCAACACCACCACUGACCACCAGCUCCAUGCCUAUGGCUGUAAGAUGGGCUACGUGGGCAAAGCCAUCCUGAGGGGAGACCACCGAGGCAUGUGUGGCCUCAUGGGGAGUAGAGGCUGCCAGUCAGGCUCGCCAACCUCGGGUCCCACCUCCUCGAAGACCACUCCCACCCAUGGAACCACGACUGGGCCCCCUUCAUCCACCACAGGCCCCCCUUCCACACGCACACCCACUCCCGCGACUGUGUCAACGACUUCCACGGGAGCUUCCACACCAAUAGGACACUCGUCGACCGUGCCACCCACGCCACAGACCACCAGCACCUUGACCUCCAGUGUGACCACCCCUACGGUGAUCCCAUUAACCUCACCCCACAUCACCACGAGCAUCGUCCCAGUCACCACCGGCACUCAGAGGGAAUGCUGCUAUUUAAAUAACACGUACUAUGCCCCAGGUGAGCUGGUGUACAACAGCACACAUGGGGACACCUGCUAUUACGUGAACUGCUCGCUGAACUGCACCCUUGAGAUCUUCAACUCGUCCUGCCCAUCCACACCCACCACCCAGCCAUCCAUGACAUCCAGUGUGCCGCCCACCACCAAGCCCCCUGCGUGCCUGGACUUCGAUCCUCCCAGACAGGAGAACGAGACCUGGUGGCUGUGUAACUGCACCAUGGCCAUCUGCAAGUACAACAACACCGUGGAGCUCGUGGAGGUGAAGUGCGACCCCCCACCCAUGCCCACCUGCUCCAACGGCCUCAUGCCUGUGCGCGUCGAGGACCCCGACAAGUGCUGCUGGCACUGGGAGUGUGACUGCUACUGCACGGGCUGGGGGGACCCGCACUACGUCACCUUCGAUGGGCUCUACUACAGCUACAAGGGCAACUGCACGUACGUGCUGGUGGAGGAGAUCACUCCCACCAUGGACAACUUCGGGGUCUACAUCGACAACCAGCACUGUGACACUGACAGCCAAGUGUUCUGCCCCCGCACGCUCAUCGUGCGCCAUGAGACCCAGGAGGUGCUGAUCAAGACCGUGCACACGAUGCCCAUGAGGGUGCAGGUGCAGGUCAACAGGCAGGCCGUGGCGCUGCCCUAUAGAAAGUACGGGCUGCAGGUGUACCAGUCAGGCAUCAACUAUGUGGUGGACAUCCCUGAGCUGGGUGCCCUCAUCUCCUACGACAGCCUUUCCUUCUCCAUCCGGCUGCCCUACCACCGGUUCGGCAACAACACGAAGGGCCAGUGUGGCACGUGCACCAACAGCACCUCGGAUGACUGCAUGCUGCCCGGUGGGGAGGCCGUUGCCAGCUGCGAGGUCGCGGCUGGCCACUGGGUGGUGAACGACCCCUCGGAGCCGCAGUGUCCCCACAGGGGCUUCACCACCGAGCGCCCGGCCGCCUGGCCGUCGGUGGGCAGCAGCACAACCACCGGGACACGCUCUCCGUCUCCGCUCUGCGAGCUCAUCAAGGACAGCUUGUUCGCCCGGUGCCACGCUGUGGCAUCCCCCAGGCACUACUACGAAGGCUGCACAUCCGACAGCUUCGCCGCGCCCGGCUCAGGCCUGGAGUGUGCCAGCCUGCAGACCUACGCCGCCCUCUGUGCCCAGAAGGGCAUCUGCGUCGACUGGCGGAGCCGCACCGGUGGGGCCUGCCCGGUGACGUGCCCGGCGCACCGCGAGUACCGGGCCUGUGGUCCCGUGGAGGAGCCCACCUGCAGGUCCAGCCCCACCCAGGCAAACAGCCCACGCCUGGCGGAAGGCUGCUUCUGUCCCAAGGGCACCACCAGCUACGCGCCCGGCUUCGACGUCUGCGUGGACCUGUGCGGCUGCGUGGGGCCCGACAACGUGCCCAGAGAGUUUGGGGAGCACUUUGAGUUCGACUGCAAGGACUGCAUCUGCCUGGAGGGGGGCAGCGGCAUCAUCUGCAGGCCCAAGACAUGCCACCCCAGGCCCCGCAUGGAGUGCAAGGAGAACGGCGCCUACACUGUCACAGAGGUCGACCCCGCCAACGUCUGCUGCAACAUCACCUCUUGCAAAUGCAACGCCAGCCUGUGCAGGGAGAACCCCCCGCCGUGCCCGCUGGGCUUCGAGGUGAAGAGCAAAAUGGUCCCUGGGAGGUGCUGCCCCUUCUACUCGUGUGUGCCCAAGGGCGUGUGUGUUCUCCGGAACGCUGAGUACCAGCCCGGUUCUCCAGUCUUCUCCAAGUGCCAGAACUGCACGUGCACCGACCGCAGGGACAACGCCACGCAGCUCAACGUCAUCUCCUGCACCCACGUGCCUUGCAACACCUCCUGCAACCGCGGCUUUGAGCUGGUGGACGUCCCCGGCGAGUGUUGCAAGAAGUGUCAGCAGACCCAGUGCAUCGUCAUCAACCAGCCCGGCAGCCAGAGCGUGGUCCUGAAGGGCUCCAUCACACUCAUGCCCAAUGGCUGCUGCAGGAAAUGCCUCCCUCGCAAUGAGACCAGGGUCCCCUGCUCCACUGUCCCUGUCGUCAGGGAAAUUUCGCACAACGGCUGCACCAAACUGGUCACCAUGAACGACUGCUCCGGGUCCUGCGGGACCUUCGCCAUGUACUCGGCCGAGGCCCAGUCCCUGGACCACAGGUGCUCCUGUUGCAAGGAGCAGCGCACCAGCCAGCGGGAGGUGACGCUGCAGUGCCCGGACGGGCGCGGGCUCAAGCACACCUACACCCACAUCGACAGCUGUCUGUGCCAGUACACCAUGUGCGAACUGCCCCCCUGGCGCAGGGCCCGGCGCUCUGGCCUCAGGGACCUGGGCCCGGGGCGGGGGUGA
Molecule: messenger RNA, 11004 nt
Organism: Globicephala melas (long-finned pilot whale)
Lineage: Eukaryota; Metazoa; Chordata; Mammalia; Artiodactyla; Delphinidae
Source: RefSeq, a predicted model, not a curated record